Molecule: messenger RNA, 537 nt
Organism: Coniosporium apollinis CBS 100218
Lineage: Eukaryota; Fungi; Ascomycota; Dothideomycetes
Exons: 2
Coding region: 1-537 (178 amino acids)
Source: RefSeq, a predicted model, not a curated record
AUGUCGGGCCCUCAACCACCGUAUGCUCUUUUCGUGAUCGCGCAAGGUGUGAAUGUCGAUUAUAUCAAUGACAGCCUUACCAGAGCCUGGAAAGGCGACUUCGAGGCCGCAUGGGAGCUGUAUCUAGCGACCGAUGACUACGAGGAUGCGCCAAAGAAAAGAAGCGACAACGAAUUGAGCGAAGGCACUCGUGCACCGAUCUCGACAGACUUCAAGUUUCCAUUCAUAGGGAAAACGUUAGAGGACUGCGCAAAGUGGCUGCAGCGUGCACCAGAUGAAGUAGAGUUGAACCGAGAGUACUUCACGGCCUUGGGAGAGCACUCGAAGGAGGAUGAUACGGUGAUGCUAUGUCGCAUUGUUGACUCGGACGAUGCCGGCAAUGUGACAUUGCAGUAUUUUCCUGUACCAACUGGAGAUGCGGUCGUGGAGAUGCAGACGACGCUUGGUGUAAAGUUCGAUGAGAAGCUACAGAAUUACCAACGCCAGCGGAUGCAGGAUGGCAAACCAGAUCGGAGUAAGGGCGAGCCAUAUGCUUAA